Messenger RNA from Nilaparvata lugens (brown planthopper), 1483 nucleotides. RefSeq names its product syntaxin-17 (gene Syx17). The transcript has 6 exons. Gene Ontology annotation, cellular component: endomembrane system; SNARE complex; plasma membrane. The record is from RefSeq and is a predicted model, not a curated record. Gene Ontology annotation, biological process: intracellular protein transport; exocytosis; vesicle fusion. Gene Ontology annotation, molecular function: SNAP receptor activity; SNARE binding. Bases 384 to 1268 code for a protein of 294 amino acids. NCBI's taxonomy places the organism in Eukaryota, Metazoa, Arthropoda, Insecta, Hemiptera, Delphacidae.
GUCGACUCAUUGUAAAUGAGAAAUGGCGUAGUUUGUGAUAAAGUUUGGUUAGGUUGUUUUGUUCUUCACUGUUCAGAUUCUGUAAACUGUGAUUCACCAGUUUUGUCAUUAAUUAAACUGAGUACAGUCUAUAAAAUAAACUGAGUAGAGUUUAUGUUUCUUAUUCAAUCUUAUUUUAUAUCAUCAUAUAUUUUUGAGUGAUUGAUAUUCUGAAGUCUAUCAUUUUCCUUCUGUGGCAUUCUGAUCCUACAGUGUUUCAGUGUUAUUAACAACUGUUUGGUGACAAUGACGUAAAUUUUAUGUUUAUUUUUUGUGAAUUAAAUUAUUCUACGUCUUGAAGUGGACAGUUUGUCAUAUCAAAUAAUCAGUGAGAAUCCUUGAACAUGAAUCGAGCCAGGUCAAAUUCUCAAUCUUCAAUCCAGUCGAUAACCGACUUGAAGCAGCCCUUGAAAUGGAUGGAGCUUCCUAUCUCCAAGUUCAACGAGAUUGCAGUUCCUCACCACAUCACACAGCUCAAAAACAUCAAAUUAAAUAUUCAAAAGAUGGCACGUAGUGGUGACUGGGAAAAUAUGCGUAAAGAACAACUGAAAGCUAGCAAAGUGAUUCAACAGCUUCGCGCACUCGUUAGAGAAAUGGACAUCUUGAGGAACAAAGUACUAGACUCUGAUCUCAGCAAAUUUGACAAGUCUAUCCAUAGUUCGAGGCAAGCUGCUCUGUCAACCCUACAAGAAUACAAAGAAAUGCUGGAAAGACUGCCAUCCUCAUUGGAGGAAGAUAGAGAUAGUAGGUAUACUGAUGAGGGAGAGAGUGAGCAGAUGAGUGCCCAGGUGCAAGCCAGUGUUGAACUGUCACAACUUUCCGAAGAUGUUCGAAGGAUGGAGAGGAAAGCGAUCGCCGUGGAAGAACUACAGCAAGAGGUCGAACAAGUUCACGAACUUUAUCAGGAACUUGCCGUCAUGGUUGGAAGCCAAGCAGAAGCGGUGACCAAGAUAGAGUCGAACGUGGAGGAGACAGCGGUGAAGGUAGAGGAGGGAGAGCGCAUCCUGAGGCAUGCGGCCAAACUGAAGAUCCCCUCCUAUGGAUUGGCCGGAGCUCUGCUCGGUACCUGUCUGGCGGGGCCCGUCGGAUUUGUGGCCGGUUUCAAGCUGGGCAGUGUUGCCGCUGUUACUGGCAGCUUCUUAGGUUUUACUGGAGGCCGUUACUUGAAAUCAGUUCAUGAAUCACAUAUUGAAACACAACAAGCGCCAGCCUUAACUGCUUCCGAGUAGGACUACUUCAUUAUAAAUCUUACUUACUUGAAGUAAAGUAAGUAGAGCCCUCAAAUUUCGUGUAAUAUAAAAUUGUAAAAACUGUUAAUUUUGAGAAAGUUUUCCUCAGUUAUCUCUAUCAUCUACCUAGUCCAAAUACUGAGAAUAUAUUAUGUCCUGUUGUAUUUUCAGUAUCCAUACUGUUAUUUGUGUAUAAAUAUAUUUUUAUAGUAAUA